This is a messenger RNA of Nicotiana tabacum (common tobacco), 2550 nucleotides long. Its product is annotated as UBP1-associated protein 2A-like. The record is from RefSeq and is a predicted model, not a curated record. Gene Ontology annotation, molecular function: RNA binding. NCBI's taxonomy places the organism in Eukaryota, Viridiplantae, Streptophyta, Magnoliopsida, Solanales, Solanaceae. Gene Ontology annotation, cellular component: nucleus.
UGCAAUCACAGUUACGAAACCCAAAACCUUGCCCUCUUCCCUUCGUUUUUUCUCUCUUUUUGUGAGGCAAAAUUUCACCCAAAACCUUACCCUCUUCCUUUCUUUGACAGAACUUCAAACUCCAUAUGGCUAAAAACAAUACAAAAAAGCGAAAGCUCAUCAAAAAGGCAGAUUCCAUUAAUGCUACACCCUCGAAAAUCGACAAAAAACAGAAGAACAACAAGAAGCAGCAAAAGAUACUCAAAUCCAAUAACCCAACCCGACCCGAUUCUGAUUCGGACUCCGACCAGCCGGCACCCGUUAAACUCCAGAAUCUUCUCGAACCUUACUCUAAAGAUCAACUCCUUACCCUAGCCGUAGACACCGCUCUAGCUCACCCUUCCUUUUACAACCUUAUCAAUUCAGCUGCCGACAAUGACAUCACUCACCGGAAAAUCUUCAUCUACGGCUUAGCGCGUGAGACCACGCGCCAAACCCUAAUCACCGUUUUUGAACAGUUCGGAGAAGUCGAGGAAUGCAACGUCGUGAUGGACCAUAACACUGGCAAGGCAAAAGGGUACGGUUUUUUGGUCUUCAAGUCCCGAAAAUCGGCCGAUAAAGCGUUAAAAAAACCUCAAAUGACAAUCAACGGGCGAGUGGCUACGUGUAAGUUGGCUGCCGUGAAGGACGCUGCCGUUAAUGGGACCAUGGAGUUUGGUAAUAGGAAGAUUUACGUGAGUAAUGUGCCGCGUGAUGUGGUUCCGGAGAGAUUAAGGUUGUUUUUUGAAGAGUUCGGGGAAAUCGAGGCUGGACCAAUGGGGUUUGAUCCAACAACUGGGAAAUCAAAAGGGUAUGCUUUGUUUCUGUAUAAAACGGUUGAGGAGGCGAAGAGAUGUUUAGAAGAGCCGUGUAAGGUGUUUGAGGGGCGGAAGUUGUACUGCAAGAAGGCUGCUGAGCCAAAAAUUGGUGGCGGAGAGGCCAGUAUUACGACUGAGGUUAUACAGCAGCCCCUGCUGGCAAUGCCAUCAGUUGCAGCUGCUCAGAAUAUGGGGAUGAUGGGUCAGAACCCGAAUGUGGCGAUGAUGAACCAGUUGUAUGGUGGAAUGGUUGUGAAUCCUUAUGUAGGAUUUAUGAAUCCGUUUGUAGGAGUUUAUGGUGGGAUGUUGGGUAGUUUAGGAGGGGAUGUUUCAGGUUUAGGGGCAUAUGGUGGUGUUGGUGGUGGUAGCAGCAUAGGUGGUUCUAGCAGGGGAGUGGCGCCCGGGUUAAUACAGGCCUACCCAAAUAAGCAUGUUGGCCAACCUUCACCUGCUAAGCUACCGGGGAGUAGUGGCUACUCGUCGCACUUGUGAUGAACAGUGCCUGACCACGAGGAAACAAAGUUAUUGAAGCGUUGAUGAGUUUCUUAUGGUCAAUGGCUUGGUUUUUUGUUAUUGGAUUUGUAGCCAUUUGCCUCUUAUUCCUUUACUUUCAUACCUCUUACUGUUAAGCCAAGUUCCUACAGGACUUGGCAGAUUUUAUGUCUUGUGUUUUUUUUUAUCGGUGGAUAAAUUUCUCAAUUUUUUCUUUUAGAUUUAUUUUGAAGUGGAUUUGUUCAUUUUUCUUGAUUUUAUAUUUUUCUGAGGUUUGCGCUAUGGUGCCUUUUUGAUUUCUUUUGUUUCUCUCAUUCUUCUCUUUUUAUCUAUUAUUUAAGUGGUAUCAACAGAUAUCUCAGGUUCAUGAUCUGGUGUACUUAUUAGUUGACAAUUUUGAUAUUUUGCUGUUUUACUAUCUUUUCACAUUUUCUUUUUGUGAAAAUUUGUUCCAUGGAGCUAAAUAGGCCUUUUUUCUCUUGAUAUUGUUAUAAUCCAUUUCUUCUUUUGACUUUUUGUGGGCUGUAUCCUCUUUUCCCCUCUUUGCAUGCAAAAUCAUGCCUUUUUGAGUUCGUAAAAUUCUUAUACGCGUCCGACUGGAUGUUUUCUUUUGUUUAUUUUCAGUCUUUUUUCUUAAACAUCAUUCGACUGUUUAACCAGGAUGAUUCAGGGUUCAUGGAUGUCUAUUGUUAAGUAAUAGACGAUUUUGAUAUUUUCUCCAUUUUACCUAUUGGUAUCUUUUUUUAAACUUGGGCUUUGUUUUCUUCUUUGUUUUCAUGUGUUCAUAUGAAAGCUAACUAGGCCUUUUUCGGUAUAGGUAUUAAUUCAUUUUCUUCUUUGCCUCUUUUUGUUGAUAAAUAACUUUUAAAAGAGAAUGAAGGCCAUAUCCUUCUGUCACCUCCUUUGCAUGAAAAUUCAUGCUUCUCACUUUUAUUAAAUUCUUAUGUAGAAUUUUGAGCUGGAUGUCAUUUUUGUCCUUACUUCCAACCAAGUAAUUUUGAUGUUGGGGUAUGUUUUCAUUGUUCAGCUUAUAACAUUGAACUUCUGGUUUCUGUUUGUAUUAGUAUUAAUCUGUAACAAUUUUUUUAGGUUAGAUUAGUAAUUCCUGUAAGGCAUACUUCCCUUACCUUUUCUUGUACUUUGUUGCCUGACAAUCCUUUCGGUCAAUUAUACUUUUAACAGUAUGAGAUGAGCCGAGAAAUGAAGUGCUAAAGUUUCUUUU